GGCGCGACCCUUCCCGGCGUGCUCAGCGCCGGCUCAUGGCGGCGGCGGCGCCGGGACGGUUUUAAAUUGAAGAGAAAAUGUCACUUUACGAUGACUUGGGGGUUGAGACCAGCGAUUCCAAAACUGAAGGCUGGUCCAAGAAUUUCAAACUGCUGCAGUCUCAGCUGCAGGUGAAGAAAGCAGCUCUCACACAAGCAAAGAGUCAGAGAACAAAACAAACCACAGUCCUUGCUCCAGUGAUUGACCUGAAACGAGGCAGCUCCUCUGAUGAGAGACAGAUCGUGGACACACCCCCUCAUGUAGCAGCUGGGCUCAAGGAUCCUGUCCCUAGUGGUUUUUCUGCAGGAGAUGUGUUGAUUCCCCUGGCAGAUGAGUAUGAUCCCAUGUUCCCAAAUGACUACGAAAAGGUGGUGAAACGUCAGAGGGAGGAACGGCAGCGGCAGCGGGAGCUGGAGAGGCAGAAGGAGAUUGAAGAGAGAGAAAAAAGGCGUAAAGACAGACAUGAAGCCAGUGGGUUUUCAAGACGACCAGACCCAGAUUCUGAUGAAGAUGAAGAUUAUGAAAGGGAGAGACGGAAAAGAAGUAUGGGAGGAGCUGCCAUUGCACCACCCACUUCUCUUGUGGAGAAGGACAAAGAACCUGUAGCAUCAUUCCCAUAUGAGGAAGAGUCAAGACCUCGAGCACCUUCUUCCAAAGCAGCAAUUCCUCCCCCAGUGUAUGAUGAGCCAGAGAGACCUCGUUCCCCCACAGGACCCAGCAACUCCUUCCUUGCCAACAUGGGGGGGACAGUAGCUCACAAAAUCAUGCAGAAGUAUGGAUUCAGAGAGGGCCAGGGGCUGGGCAAACAUGAACAGGGGCUCAGCACAGCACUGUCAGUAGAGAAAACAAGCAAGAGGGGUGGCAAGAUCAUUGUUGGUGAAUCUACAGAGAAAGAAACGGGCAAGAAGGCAGAUUCCAACCCCUUAACUGAGAUCCUGAAAUGCCCAACUAAAGUGGUCUUACUGAGGAACAUGGUUGGUGCUGGGGAGGUGGAUGAAGACCUUGAAGUUGAAACUAAGGAGGAAUGUGAGAAGUAUGGCAAGGUUGGGAAAUGUGUCAUCUUUGAGAUCCCUGGUGCCCCUGAUGAUGAAGCUGUAAGAAUAUUUCUAGAGUUUGAACGGGUUGAAUCUGCCAUCAAAGCUGUUGUGGAUCUAAAUGGAAGAUAUUUUGGAGGCAGAGUGGUGAAGGCUUGUUUCUACAACCUGGACAAGUUCAGAGUGCUGGAUCUGGCGGAGCAAGUUUGAUUUUAAAAAUCUAGCUCGAGGUGUCAUUGUUUUGGCAAUCAGGUUUUCAGCAGUAGGCUGGGAAUUCAGAAGAGAAAAGUAGCUUUCCUAGCAGACUGGAAACAGGCCUCAUUGAAUGGAUUUUACACAUUCGUUGUGACUUAUGGUUUUUUGUAAUAUAAAGCCCUUUGAAAGUAA
Agelaius phoeniceus (red-winged blackbird) is the source of this 1460-nucleotide messenger RNA. It is a transcript of the gene RBM17, whose product is annotated as RNA binding motif protein 17. Gene Ontology annotation, biological process: mRNA cis splicing, via spliceosome; alternative mRNA splicing, via spliceosome. Gene Ontology annotation, cellular component: precatalytic spliceosome. Lineage: Eukaryota; Metazoa; Chordata; Aves; Passeriformes; Icteridae. The record is from RefSeq and is a predicted model, not a curated record. Gene Ontology annotation, molecular function: RNA binding.